Dromiciops gliroides (monito del monte) is the source of this 1344-nucleotide messenger RNA. RefSeq names its product KTI12 chromatin associated homolog (gene KTI12). The transcript has a single exon. The coding region runs from base 22 to 1077 and encodes 351 amino acids. The record is from RefSeq and is a predicted model, not a curated record. Lineage: Eukaryota; Metazoa; Chordata; Mammalia; Microbiotheria; Microbiotheriidae.
GAAGCGGUUUUGUGAGCGGUCAUGCCGCUGGUGGUUCUGUGCGGGCUGCCGGAUAGCGGCCGGAGCCAGCGGGCCGACGAGCUCCGGAGGGCGCUGGAGGCCGAGGGUCGCCCCGUGACCGUCGUGCGCGACGCCGACGUGCUCGGGGCCGGCGAGUCGGCGGCGCUGCGCGAGGCCUACUCCGACCCGACCCGCGAGAAGGCGUUACGCGCGGCCCUCAAGGCCUCGGUGGAGCGCGUCCUGGGCCCCCGGGCCGUCGUCCUUCUCGACUCACUCAACUACAUCAAGGGCUUCCGCUACGAGCUCUACUGCCUGGCCCGGGCGGCGCGCACCCCGCUCUGCCUGCUCUACUGCCUGAAGCCGCGGGCGCCGGGCCUCCGGGAGGAGGAGGAGGACAGCCACCCGCAAGCGGGGGCGGCGCCCGGCAGCUGGCGGCCCAGGGCCGCAGAGCAGGAGCACGGACCGCAGGCUGGGGACACCCAGGAGGACCGCGCGCCCCGCCAAGAGGCCUGCGAGGAAGGCCCGGAGGAGAGUGGGGGCUUCGGGGUCACGGAGGCCGGAGCGGCCGAGGAUGCGGAGCCUGAGUGGGUCGGGGGCCAGGAGCCGGGGCCAGACCUCCGCUUUCCCCCCGAACUCUUGGACUCUCUGGCCCAGAGGUUUGAGGCCCCAGACUGCAGGAAUCGCUGGGACCGGCCCCUGUUCACGGUGGUGGGUCCCGAGGAGCCCCUGCCCCUGCCCCAGAUCUGGGCGGCCCUCUUCGAGAGCCAGGUGCCCGCGCCCCACCAGGCUACCCAGUCCCAGCCUCUGUCCUCCACCAACUUCCUGCACCAGCUGGAUCAGGUCACCAGCCAGGUCCUGGCAGCCCUGAUGGAGGCCCAGAAAACGGCCGUCCCGGGGGACUUGCUGGCCCUGCCCGGGACCACCGAGAGGCUGCUCUUCACUCGCCCCCUUUCCAUGGCUGAGCUAAGUCGCCUCAGGCGCCAGUUCAUCUCCUACACCAAGAUGCACCCCAACAAGGAGAAUCUGCCCCAGCUGGCCAACAUGUUCUUGCAGUACCUGGGCCAGAGCCUCCACUGAAGGAAGGGGGAGGGUCGAGGGCGGGGCGGGAAGCCUGUGGCUGCCUCCUGUUCCUCUGGCCCCCAGUGCCCAUCACUCCCCCUAUCAAGUGGUAUAAGACUGUGGGGACAAGCUGACUGUGUUUGGGCUUAGUGACAGCGGUGCUUGAAUACACAACAGGGCUUUAGGUGGACAACACUAGGUGUGACACUCUAUUGGGGGGGGGGGACAACCCAAGAGAAUUCUGUUUUUGAGUUGAUAUGCUGCAAUAAAAGGUUUUGUUUUUAA